GUGCGAAGCAGUACAAAGAAAUGUAGUCUUCAUCAGGCACGGAUCUUAGAUGACGACAGGGAAGAGGGGGUUGAAGCGCUGAUUUAAGCACAUUGGAGACGGCGCCAAAAAUUCAAAAUGAAUGCAACUAUACACGAAAUUUACCUCGUUUCCACUUAUUGGGGCAGCUUUUUCAGCUGUUUCCAGGACUUACACAAAAUUUGGAAUGUGAAAAUACUUCCGUUCUGCACUACUUGGCUGAAGGUUUGAUGUACCCCUCCGAAGAUGUCAGAUCAACUGUUGCAUAUAUUUUCCUUCAGAUAUAUUCGCCAAAUUCGAUUUCGCCAGCAAGAAUAUUUUCUUCUGCUGAUUCAAUCGUAGGAAAAGGAAUUUUGAGUGUUUUAAAAUGCGGAUCAACUAAGCAUCUUAUCAAGAUCGGACUAGCUUUAUUGAAGGCUUUUAUUAGUCAUAGUACAGAGCGAAUUUUGCUUCUCUUUGGGAACUCUAACGAAGAUGUGAAUUUCAUAACAGUCAUUAAAAAGAUAAUAGUCUCGUCAGAACCUAUUUUUCAAGUUUGCGUAAUCCAGUGUCUCUGUCACAUUUUAUCUAACUCAUCAUCUGCUGAAAUUCACAUUAAAAUGCUGAUGGAAGAAAACAUUCCAGAAUUAUUAUUUGAAGUUAUUAAUGGAAACAAUGAACUUCUAAUUGAGACAGCCAUAUGCUGCCUGCGAAUUUUUACACACUGUUCUUUGUUUUUGGAAAAUUGUCAUAUUUUAUAUGGUAUAAAUACUCUUUUAGAUGUUGGAGCAACUCUUCUGAAGCUUAAAAACUGGAGAUUGCUUUGCCUGGUGUUUGAUCUUUUAUCUACUUUAAAUUGUGAACAAUUUCCUGCAAUUGUAUCUUCACAGUCUUCAAUUAUUGGACAAGCACUGAAACUAAUGGAAAAUUCAUUUAAGAUUCAUAACCUGCAAGUACUGUCUGCUGUUAGUGAAUUUUUCUGUGCACUAUUGAAGAAAGAACAAUUGCCAUAUUCAAUUUUAUCUCAACUGUUUGUUGUUGUACAAAUAAGUAUGAAAAAUUUCCAAAAAUUUUUGAGUUCUCAGUCAGGUAUUUCAGCUGAAAUGAAAAAUUACCAAGAAAACAAGAUUGAAAAUUUGCCUUUAGAAGUGAAACUUUUGAUUAGGGGUCUAGAUAUUUUGUUUUGUUUUCUGCGGGUUCUAAGAAGACAAUCUCAAGGCUGUUUUAGAUCAGAGGAAAUAUUUUCCUAUCCCUCCAAUGAAACUAGUGAUGAAUCUUUAAACACUUGUAAAAAGGAUUUUCAAGCAGCAGUUCAUGGAUGCAUUUCAGCCUUGGAUAAAAUAUUUAUACCAUAUUGCUUACUUUUGGAUGUAAAUUCAUCUCUUAAAAAGAUAUCCUACUUUCACCUUGUUCAAGUGUUGAGCGAAAUUUUUGAAGAGCCAUUUGACAGUACAGUCUUGAUGCUUUUCGCAAAAAAACUGGUGAAAGCAAAAAUGUUCAGUUAUAUUUGGAAUAUAAAAAUAGACAAAUUUCUUUUAUCAAAAAUGUCUUUUGAAGAAUCAAGUGCUAAAUGUAACCAAUGUCUAGCUAGUUUACUGAAAUUCACAUUACAGAAGCAUAAGGAUUUGGAUGCUCAUAUGGAAACUAUAAAAAAUGGCUUAGCUGAACUAAAUCAUUCUUUUGAUGAAUGUUUUUCUGUUUUGUCACAAAAAGAUGAAUCUGAAGGCCUAAUGACUACUUCUUCCAAUCUGUAUUCUAUGCAAAUUACAAUCCUUUGUUUAUGUUAUGUUACUUAUUUAAAUGAUGCCCCAAUUGUGAAAGCAAAAACUCUUAUUCCUCAUCUGGUAUAUUACAUAACAUGUAAUUUGGAAUCCAUACUUGCCUCUACUUUCACUGUGAAGUAUUUAAUAUUCAUUUUAGCAAUGUGCAUGCAUGAAAACACCAAAUUUCAGACUGGUCUGACUGAAGUAAGUGCACUUAUCUGGGAUGCUUUAUCAAAAAUGAAUUGCAUUAUUGAAAUAUAUACUCAUCAUGAAAUUCUGUUAUGGUGGACUUUCGGAAACCCACAGUUCAGUUCUUUUAGCUCUUUUGUGUUGCAAGUUUGGAUGAAAUUCAGUUUAUGUAACAGCAAUUUUACUAUUCUGAACAAAAUUUUUACGACACUAUUGAAUCUUCUCUGCACCAAUGAUGUUGCUCAAGAAACAUUUAUUAGACAGUUUGACUCAAACUCAGAAAUAAGUUUUUACUUUCUUCGAAAUGCUUUUGAUUCAGAAAUUUAUGAGAAUGAAAAUACAAAUAUAAAGGAAACAUUUGUGGCUUUGAUUCAAACUCUUGUGCAAUAUAUUCAGAAUUGUACUUUAAGAAUAUUAGUAAUGAAGAAUCAUAUAAAUGAGAAAGUUGAUGAUGGUUUUUUAUUGUUUGGUAUGGAAUGUAUGCUUUGGUGUUAUAGAAAAAUACCAACUUUAAAUUCACAAUUAGAUAUGAAACUUGUCUUUCAUGUGACAAAUUUUUGCUCCAAUUCAAGUUUUGAAGAUCAUAAAAUUUUAAUACAGUGCCUCAAGUUUUUACAGUUUGCAUCAAAAAUUAAAGAUGAACACUCAAAAGCUUGGUUCUUGAUUACAGGAAAUACAAAUUUCUUUCCAUUUUUGAAAAAAUGUUUAACAGUAGAUAAAUUUACAGCUGAUAGUCUGCAUUUGAUCUCUAAUCUUGUGGCUCAACAAAUUAAUGGAAGUUUGAAGAAUACUACUUGGUUGAAAAUUCCUUUUGCUCAGAUUUUAAAAUGGCUUAAAUGUUCAAAAACAAAAUGCAUUUGCUUUGAAAUACUAAAUAGAUUGUUAGAAAAUGAAUUCACCAAUACUUUUAUACAAAUCAACUCUGCUGAGCAGAAUACAUGUUUAUCUGGAAAAUCAUUGUCAAGGAAAGACCUAAGGUUACUGGUAAUUUGUGUACAAAAUGCUAUGGCUUUGGAUGAUCCAGUUGUUGAAGAAAUAGUUUUUUCAACUUACAUAAACCUGCUUAGUUAUAUUUCCAAAACUGAUCCUACUUUAGAAAAACAUCUUAUGCUUCAACCUUGGUUAAAAAUUUUGUUAGAAAUUAGACUUGAUGAUGUUAAUACUAAUUUGGAACUGUUUGAAAAAUGGAUAUCAUAUAAAUAUGAAAAUAUAACCCUUAUAAAAGUUGUGCAACAGUUUGCUGUUGAAAUUUUAAAUAUACAACACAAUUUAAACCAAGUGGAACAUUAUGUAAUGAAACUUUUCUCCAGUGUUUAUCAAAAAUACAUUCCCAAGAAUAUAAAAAUGGAACUGAAAAAAAUUGUGGAUACUAAAGCUAAAUCUAAUGAUUUUAACAGAAAAUUUCAAAAUUGUAUAGUAUCAGAAGUUGAAGCCAUUGUAACAAAUUAUAUUGAAAAUAUUUCCAAUAAUGAUUCAGUAAAAGAAACUCCAUUAAUUUAAGUAAGGAUUAAGUAAAUUAUUUUAGUAAAUAAUUCCUUAUCUUUUCUAUAUAUUUUUUUUAUGAUUUUCUAUAAUUAAUUUUCUAUAAUUCUGUAUUUAUUACUUAACAAGGCAGUUUAUAAAUAUGUGUUGCAUAUAUGCAGCCAGAAGUUGACUGUUGAACUAGUCUGUAUGUUUACUCAACCUUGCAUGAAUUCAAUAAAAACCAAAAAUGGAAAUUUAUAAAUUUUAUUAUUUACAUUUUUUUUUCAAAUGUCAAGUUUAUAAAUGAAUUAUUUUUUGAUACAAAAUACAUUUACACCUUAUAUAUUCCAGAUAA
This is a messenger RNA of Argiope bruennichi, 3768 nucleotides long. RefSeq names its product meiosis inhibitor protein 1-like. Gene Ontology annotation, biological process: meiosis I. NCBI's taxonomy places the organism in Eukaryota, Metazoa, Arthropoda, Arachnida, Araneae, Araneidae. Bases 249 to 3449 code for a protein of 1066 amino acids. The transcript is spliced from 27 exons. The record is from RefSeq and is a predicted model, not a curated record.